Molecule: messenger RNA, 756 nt
Organism: Aureococcus anophagefferens
Lineage: Eukaryota; Pelagophyceae; Pelagomonadales; Pelagomonadaceae
Exons: 3
Coding region: 1-756 (251 amino acids)
Source: RefSeq, a predicted model, not a curated record
AUGCUCGUCUUCGUCGUGGUCUGGGCCGUGGCCUUCCUCGCGCGGCUCGUCAUCGAGCUCGAUCCAAACGCGAGGGCCCGCAAGUUCGCGCUCGUCGUGACGCUCGAGGUCGCGGUCAGCCUCCAGGGCUUUUGCUACGGCGUCCUAUGCCUGAGCUCCGACGACGCGCUCCGGCGCCUCGAGGACGCGACGAUCGGCGCCGCGCGAGCGGCCGCGGCGCGCCGGUCCGAACGGCGCCGGCUGCGAAAGAUGAGUAGCCUCGGCCCCGCGGCGCGCCAUCCCUGGUCGGAGCUCGCCGCGACGCCGCGGACGCGGCGGCGGACCCUUUCGCGGCUCCCGUCGCUGUCGAUGUCGCGGCGGCGCCUCCCGAGCGGCGACGUCGAGGCGCCGGCGGCGGCGCUCGACCGCGACGUCCACGCCGCGCUCGAGGACCUCGCGCCGCCCGGGGCCGACGUCUACGCCGUUGGGGUCCAGGAGUGCAACUGCUGGCCCGAGCUCGUCGCGGCGGUCGGCGGCGCGCUCGGCGCGGGCUUUUCGGAGCUCGGCCGGGCCCAGCUCGGCUCGGCGCACCUCAAGGGCGUCAUCGGCGUCGUCGUCUUCGCGCGCGCAGACGACGUCGCCGCGGGCUUCGUCGCCGCCGAGGCCCGGGCCGCGGUCCCGCUCGGCGCGGACCUCGGCGGCGGCCGGCGGGCGUCGAACAAGGGCGCCGCGUGCGUCCAGCGUCCCGAGGCCGUGGCGACCUUCGAGAGACCUUGA